Molecule: messenger RNA, 5559 nt
Organism: Culicoides brevitarsis
Lineage: Eukaryota; Metazoa; Arthropoda; Insecta; Diptera; Ceratopogonidae
Gene: Dora
Product: zinc finger SWIM domain-containing protein 8 homolog
Exons: 4
Coding region: 987-5402 (1471 amino acids)
Cellular component (GO): Cul2-RING ubiquitin ligase complex
Source: RefSeq, a predicted model, not a curated record
GGUCAGAUCGAGAAAGAGCUGGCGCUUCGGCCCGAGCUCGUGUGCAAAGGUCAGAUUCGUCCAAUAACAUUGGCAAUGGAGCCAAUGGUGCAGCUGCUGCUGGCGAAUGGAACAAUGAUGAGAACGACAGAUUUAGUUUCGAAGAUUCCGAUCGUUUUGAGGAAGAUUCCCUCUGUAGUUGGAGCUCAGAGCCCGAAAGUUUGUGCAACAAUUGGCGCGGUUGGAAGAAACCCAGUUCAAUUGUCUUAAAUAAUGGACAAAUUGCACGAAGGCCAGAUGCCCUAAUUCCCCUAACAGAAUUAGCUGCACUUUGUGUAGCUACUUAUAUACCAUUUGAAUUAGUGGAAAAUGUUUUUCCACCCGUACCGGAGCAACUGCAACUACGAAUUGCAUUUUGGAGUUUUCCCGAUAACGAGGAGGACAUUCGACUGUAUUCGUGUCUUGCGAACAGUUCACCCGAGGAGUUUCAUCGAGGCGAGCAACUUUUCAAAAGUCGCGCCGUCAAGGAUCCCUUGCAGAUUGGUUUUCAUUUGUCAGCGACUGUUGUAACCAGUCAACCAAAAAAUCAAUAUAAUGUAGCUGUCACGUUUGACAGAAGACGGAUCUCAUCAUGUAACUGUACAUGUACAUCAGCUGCGUAUUGGUGCUCUCAUGUUGUUGCAGUUUGUCUGUAUCGCAUUCAUUGCUCGAGCAAGGUGAGUUUGAGAGCGCCCGUUUCGGAAUCGCUGACACGCUUGCAACGCGAUCAACUGCAAAAGUUUGCGCAAUAUUUGAUAAGCGAGUUGCCUCAACAAAUUUUGCCGACAGCACAACGUUUGCUUGACGAAUUGUUGAGUUCACAACCAACAACAAUCAAUACCGUUUGUGGAGCGCCUGAUCCAACCGCUGGAGCCUCCGUAAAUGAUCAAACGAAUUGGUAUCUCGAUGAAAAGACAUUGCACGAUAACAUCAAGAAAAUCUUGACAAAAUUCUGUCUGCCAACUCCCAUGGUAUUCAGCGAUGUGAAUUAUCUGACAAACAGUGCGCCGCCAGCAGCAGCUGAAUGGAGCUCUCUGUUACGUCCCUUGCGUGGUCGAGAGCCCGAAGGAAUGUGGAAUCUGUUAUCAAUUGUUCGCGAGAUGUACAGACGAUGCGAUCGCAAUGCCAUCCGAUUGUUGGAAAUAAUCACCGAGGAAUGCAUGGCAUGCGAUCAAAUUUUAGUUUGGUGGUUUAAUAUAAAAUUAGCUCUUCUCGUUGGGUCUGGAGCCCAUGGAGGAGGCAAACAUAGUAGCACACACAGUAAUACGAAUGCUACGCAACACGCGUGUGCUUCAUUAUGUGACGAGAUAGUGGUGCUUUGGAGAUUAGCAGCUCUCAAUCCUGAGUUGGCGCCCGAUGAACGAGACAUGUUACAUGCACAAUUUACGAGUUGGCAUUUGAAAAUUCUUGAUCGUGUCACCAAGUGUUUUGUGCAGUCGUCAUCACACAGCAGUAAACAACAGCAAAAUUUGAGAAACGAUGCAGAAUUGUUUACCGGAUUCAAGCCAGCCAUCGAGGCAUGUUAUUUAGAUUGGGAGGAUUAUCCAAUAGCAGGUAUAACGCAUACAGUUGAUACAAAUCCCAUGUACCACUGCCCCUUCACAUGUUUUAAACACACGGAUUCAAAGACUGAAAUAAAUAGCAAGAUAAACUCAAGUCAGGCGGUACUCACGAACAACACACAUCAUUAUAGUAGCACGUCAAAUCCCGCUGUAACGCAUCAUCACAGUCAUGCUGUUCGUCAGAAGCGCGAGAAAGCGUAUCGCGAUCGACAACAGAUGGCCAGUAGCAGUAACAGCAGCGCCGAGAGCAAGGGUCACGCAUCGACAUCAUCACAUGGCGCCGCAGCAGCUUUGAAGGACCGUGCUCCGGGAAAUCGUUCUAGCGUAAGUAGUGAAGGUUUUUGCGAAAACGAAGACGACUCUAUAAUAUCUCAGAACAAUUCAGUUGUUACCGCCGUUACACUUGAAAUAGUUAGUAGUUCUAAUAGUAGUAAUAAUAUUAACUCGAAAGAUACUGUUAAUAAUGUAAAUAGUAGUAGUAACAACAACAAUUCUAGCAUAUUAAAUUCACAACUGUCUACUUCAUCGUCGGCAACGUCAAAUGAUAUGUGCUUGCCUGCCAAUUACUCGGUUGGCUUCGACGACGUGCAAGCGUCUUCAAGCUCGAAUGUCUUUGAAUCUUCUGCUGUAGCGAACGAAGAAAAGGCAAAAGACUCAAAGGCUGAAACUUCAGUGAAUGCUUUGGUAACAAAUACACAGGCAUUAGACUCUUCUAUCAGUAGCUCGUCCUCGUCGUCAUCAUCUCAAUCGAACGACUCAAAUUCGUUGCAAGCGGCAUUUGAACGCGAUCAACAACAACCCUCGACAAGUGGCGAGCCACAAAAUAUCGCAGAAGUUAAAUCCGUUGAAUCGCCGAAGAAACAAGGAGAUGAAGCUGGUGCCGAAGCACUUGCUGCCCAAAAUCGAAGACCUUCGAAAGACGAAAGCUUCUCUAGUUCUGAAAGCCAUCAAGAUGACUUUAGUGUCUAUUAUUACGAUGCAAAUAAGGCAGCAAAUGCAGAAGAAGAGGAAAAACUCAAAAACAUCGAGGCAAAACAACAAGAAGCGACACCCUCGAAAUUUCCCGUAUUUUCCAAUAUUCGACCAACCGAAGAUGCUUGGGAUAUUCUUUUUGCUCGUGCAGAAGGUUUACAUGCUCAUGGUCACGAUAGAGAAGCUUGUACAUUGGGUAUCCGUUUGGCAGAAGAAUUGCUUGCAAAUCCGCCGAAUUUGAUGGUUGAUGUUGCUCCUCCAGUCAAGCGAAAGGGCAAGAAACACAACGUCAAUCCCAUUUUCCAUCAAAUUAGUGUAUUGGCAUCUGCAACAUUGGCCAAGUGUGCAUUCUUAUGCACCGUGUUAUCGGAAAAUAGCGAUCAUUAUCACUUGGCUUUCCGUGUUUGCUUGUUCGGAUUGGAGAUGGCACGUCCUCCAGCGAGCACAAAACCACUCGAAGUGAAAUUAAACAAUCAGGAAUCUGAUUUGUUAGCACAUUUGAAAAAGAUCAAUUUGGGUCCGGAAGAGUUGAAAAAGAUAAGAGAGAAGGCUGAACAAUUGAGAGAUGGCACAUUCAAAUCUCGUGGAAAUGCUUUGUUGCCAAUUAUGUUGGCGAGUUUCAUAUUUGAUGCGUUGGUGACGUCAAACAAUGUGUCAAAAGAACCGAAACCGAAAGUUUUAUCUGCCUAUAGACUACCAACAGAUGAGCAGCUUGGCUUUGAAGCAGCUGUUGCUGCUUUAGGUUUGAAAGCUAACGUUGCCGAGUCAGAGCAUCCAUUGUUGUGUGAAGGCACUCGACGACAAAGAGGCGAUUUAGCAUUGACUUUACUCUAUCAUUACAAAGAUGAGCCACGUAAUAUUUGUCGUAUCAUGGAAAAGUUGUUGGAUAGAGAUAUUCAUACGUUGAUCAAAACGCCUCUCUUGCCAUCUUAUUAUUCAAACAACCCUCCAAUUAGAAGUCAAUCGUCUCAGAUGAGAGGCUUGGAAGAUCACGAAGGUGCAAGAAUUCACAUUAAUGAGUCUGUGCAAAACGAUUUGUCUGUAAACAGUCGUCCGCAAAGCAGUACAAGUGCUGAGCUCGAAAACAAUAUUUCCGCACUUUCGCUCAAUUGUUAUCCCGCAAAACCGACUACGAAUCAAGUGUCGAUGGUUAAUCCGGGACCUUCAAUAACCAAUCGAUCAAAGGAAUCACGUUAUAAGGGCAAACGAUCAUAUCCGAGCAUCCCGAAUCAACCUUCCGAAGCAGGAGCUCACUUUAUAUUUGAAUUAGCGAAGAACGUUUUAACGAAAGCCGGCGGUACGAGCUCUACAUCGCUUUUUACGCAAGUUUCUACGAACAACAAUCAUCAUGGACCGCAUCGCGCACUUCAUAUGUGUGCUUUCCAAUUGGGACUUUAUGCUUUGGGACUUCAUAAUUGCGUUAGCUCAAACUGGUUGUCACGAACAUAUUCUUCACACGUAUCAUGGAUAAUGGGACAAGCUAUGGAAAUCGGAGCUCCGGCAAUUUCUUUCAUGAUCGACACUUGGGAAGGUCAUUUAACGCCGCCAGAAGCCGCAGCUAUGGCUGAUCGUGCAUCAUCUCGUGGAUGGGACAGUAAUAUGGUAUUACCAGCUGCUGAAUUAGCGCUUUCUGUCUUACCACACGCUGCAGCUUUGAAUCCCAAUGAGAUUCAGAGAGCGAUUUUGCAGUGUAAGGAACAAAGUGAUCUUAUGUUGGAACGAGCAUGUCUCACUGUGGAAAAUGCUGCCAAGAGCGGAGGUGUUUAUCCAGAAGUUUUGUUCCAAGUUGCUCGUUAUUGGUAUGAACUGUAUUUGCGUAAUACUCCUGGAGGUGAAUUAGAGCCCGAAGAACAAAAUGAUUAUUUCAAUGUCAAUCUCAUGCCGUUGAUCGAAUCGGGAGAUAUUCAACAUAAUGCACAAGCUCCCAACACGAAUGCUCCAAUUCCCCCUGUAGUUGUUGCCGCAAAUCCUACAACAGGAUUCCCACCCCAAGGCAUCAACCCCGUAUCGCGUAUCGUGCAGCCAUACGUUCCCUUCAAUUAUCACUUACAAGGCAUAUAUCAGAACAUUCCGUUCCACGCAAAUCAGAUGCCAAUGUAUAUGCCGCAAUUCCAAUAUCCGCCUGUACCAAAUCAAAAUUUCCCACAGAUGCAACAACAGCAGCAACAACAAAUGCGUCAAAAUGGACAUCCGCAUCCAGCGCAAUUCAACCAAUAUAACAACAUGAAUCCCGGAAAUGUGCCAGGAGCAAAUCAAGCGAUGGGCGCUCGAACUCGUCAUCCCCAUCAAUUCAGCCCGACACAGUUGAAAUAUCUACUCGCUGCAUACAACGUUGGUAUGCUCGCUCUUGAAACACUUGCACGUCGCGUUCACGAUGAUCGUCCUCAAGCGAAAUACGCGCGAAAUCCUCCGUAUGGCGACGACAUCAAAUGGUUGCUUCGUAUCUCAAAACGUCUCGGUACGCAAUAUUUGCAUCAAUUUUGUGUGUGUGUUGUGAAUUCCAUCGUCAGUCCGUUCGUUUUGCACGAAGUUGCAAUCGAAUCAGCGCAUUAUCUCGCGAGAAAUAACCCAACAUUGGUACUGCAACAUCUGAGAUCCGCGUUGAGUCCCCUCGUGCAAAAAUGCCAACAAAUGUACAUUCAGAGCAUUCAUCAGAAGUUGUAUCAUUUGACGGUUGCUGACUACGAAGUGUUCACGAGCACAAUUCUCUCGGCUCGAAAUGCGUUCCAAAUUACGCCCGACGGACCGCAGCAAUUCAAGGAUUGGCUCCAGUCAAUUCGUCGAUCGAAAUCGUGUAAAAAAGAGUUGUGGACACAGAUAAAUAACGCAUUGCAAAACAAUUCGAAAUGACAAAAGUUUUCAGCUGUAGCGUAAAAAAUUAAAUAAAAAAAAAUUAAAAAAAAAACAAAAAAAAAUUAAAAAACCCCUAAAAAUCUGAAAAAUUUUAAAAAGAUAAAAAAAUGAAAUGAAAUACAUUAUUCUGGUAUUCAUUGAUUGUUCUUCCUUU